AUGCCCGACCUACGCCUACGGGCCACUCGUGCAGGUAGCCGACCCCUGCUGGCCGAAGCCAUUGCAGGCUCAGGCUUCGUCCGCCUGGCUCCGGGGGCGGCCCGCGGGCGCCAUGGUGGCCAUCGAGAUGCGGGAGGGGCACCAGGGCAGUGCGGCCUGGAGCGAGGCGCCCGCAGCGUCUGUGGUCAGCACGCCUGCAGUGCGCGUGGUCAGCUGUGGGGGGACCUCCGUCCGGAUCGAGCACGGGGAGGAUCCCGAGGAUUCCUCCCCGCCCGUGUCGCUCCAGAGCCUGGAGCAGAAGCUCCCUCGGCUGCUGUGCGGGGCGGGGGCUGCAGUUGUUCUCGUCGCGGUGGCGGAUCUUGCUUAUCAUCGGCUGGUUGUUGUCAGGCACCUGGGAUGAGAAGGACGAGUUCACCUCUGAUAAUUGUCGUGAAUAAGGUUUGCGAAUCCCGGAAAUUGGAGAGCGGAAUGAGCGGUUAUUUGAUCGAGUUCAUCAAACAGUUUGAGAAGGUGUGCAGCGUCAGACACCAGAAAUUGUGGGCUUUCGAGUCCACAAGCGACCCGCCUGGGUUUUUGCUGAAGGCCCAGGGGCCCAUGAAGCACGACGUUCUUUUCAAGACCAUCACUGAGGAGGAGAAGGAUGAUUGGAAUACUUUUUGGCUCAGGGACAAACUCGAUGCUUUCAAGCAGUGGAGCUACGUUAUUCCCUUGGCAGCAACGGUUGACGUGGAUGGCCAGGCUUGGGGUGUCGAGCCCAGCUCGUAUUUGCACAACGCGGGCAUGAGGGGUAAGAACUUCAGCAUCACUGGAGACCCUUCCCAGGACACCGCAUGGCUCGCUGACCACCCGAACGCGCUCCGCGUCUCGAUGGAGCGCUGGGAGAAGAUGACCAUCCGCCUUUCCGAGGACGUCGAGCAGAUGCUGAAGUACUCGAAGUCGUCGUACAAGAUGCGGGUUACGGUUCUCGACGCCGCGGAGGUGGAAGAGACAAGCCCGCUCGGCAAGCACACGUGGCGGGCCCGCGGCGGCAACGGGCACGGCGUGGGCCUCCUCCUCGGUGGCGUCACGGACUACCUGGGAUCGCUGCGGGGCCCGAGCUCGGACGCUGUGCGCGCGUGCCGCUUCUUCCUGUUCAUCACGACGAGGGUGGCCGUUCCGUGCAAAUCAUGGUCGCACGACGAGAGCCAGCCUCAGCACUGCGUCACGGACUUCGGCCCCAUCUUCGAGGACGUGCUGGGCAAGCUGGUCUCCGAGGCCGACCUUGCCGCGGCGUUCGCCAGGGCCAGGCUGGACGGCGACAUGGUCGGGGCGGUCUGCGAGGCCCUCGAGGGGAGCGCCGCAGGCGAGAGCCCCUUCCUGCGGCUUGAGGCGGGCCUCUUGGAGCACACUGCCGAGCAGCUCGAGGCUGGCGCCGCGUGCGCUGGUGAGGAGUUUCGCGCCCCAGAGCACUGCAGGGGCGCCUUCGCGGGGUACGAGGGCCAGCAGAGAGUGGGCUGCGUGACCGACGUUGUCCUGUUCGAGGACAUCUCAGGGCCCCCUGGUGCUCGUGGAACGACGAGAUGCCCGCCGAUGUCGACUGGGACGGGCCCUGGAGCUUCUGCGUGGCGUGCCGGGGCGCCCCUGGGCCGGCGCCGUCGGUGCCCGAGUCCGUCACGGCCCUCUGCAGCGCCGGCGUGGAGAGCGGGUUCCCGGGCCUGGACCAGAGGCCCUUGCGGGAGACCCUUGGCCAGCUCGGGGACCUCUGCCGGAGCACCGCCAGGAGGCCCGCGGCCUGGAGCGUCCCGAGCACCCGGCGCACCACGCAGAGGCUCGUGGUGA
This is a messenger RNA of Prorocentrum cordatum, 1818 nucleotides long. The record is from the annotation of a GenBank genome assembly. NCBI's taxonomy places the organism in Eukaryota, Dinophyceae, Prorocentrales, Prorocentraceae.